AUGUCGAGGGAAGAAGGCAGCCAACUUGAAGACAUCUCUGAAACAGAAAACAAAGAAAUAACAGAUAAACAUAAAAAUACAAGCAAAUCAGAUAUCAAAGUGGUGGACUUGGGGGAAAGCCUCUUCAACAUCCUGAUCAGUGAAGUAGCGGAGCGUGAACAAUGGAAACCUUGGUGGAGAUCUCUAAUAGUCAAACUGCUAGGAAGGAAAAUAGACUAUGCAGCCAUGAAGAGAAGAUUGGAAGCCAUUUGGGGCAGAUUUGGUGGUAUUGACGUCAUAGAUUUGGAAAACGAUUUUUAUAUCGUUAAAUUUUUGGCACAGGAUGAUCUCGACCAUGCUCUACUCGAUGGUCCUUGGAAGAUAUAUGACCACUACUUGGCUAUUAGGCUGUGGGAACCAAACUUCAAUCCUCUUCUUACAACCAUAAACAAGAUCACAUCGUGGGUUAAAUUACCCCAACUCCCCAUAGAGCUCUACAAUGACCAAAUUCUAAGGAAGAUAGGAGACCUUAUUGAAAAAACUUGCAAAGUUGACUACAACACCUCCCAACUUUGUAAAGGAAAGUUUGCAAGAUUGUGCGUGGAGGUUGAUCUCACGAAGCCUCUCCUUGCGAAAAAGUGGACCAUGAUCAAAAGAAUUGUGCCAUGA
Arachis stenosperma is the source of this 648-nucleotide messenger RNA. RefSeq lists its product as uncharacterized. The record is from RefSeq and is a predicted model, not a curated record. The transcript has a single exon. Lineage: Eukaryota; Viridiplantae; Streptophyta; Magnoliopsida; Fabales; Fabaceae. Bases 1 to 648 code for a protein of 215 amino acids.